This is a messenger RNA of Calypte anna (Anna's hummingbird), 2244 nucleotides long. It is a transcript of the gene HRG, whose product is annotated as histidine rich glycoprotein. Gene Ontology annotation, biological process: negative regulation of endopeptidase activity; negative regulation of fibrinolysis; heme transport. Gene Ontology annotation, cellular component: blood microparticle; extracellular region; endolysosome. Gene Ontology annotation, molecular function: cysteine-type endopeptidase inhibitor activity; serine-type endopeptidase inhibitor activity; zinc ion binding. The record is from RefSeq and is a predicted model, not a curated record. NCBI's taxonomy places the organism in Eukaryota, Metazoa, Chordata, Aves, Apodiformes, Trochilidae. The transcript is spliced from 7 exons. Bases 77 to 1780 code for a protein of 567 amino acids.
UGGGCUAGUCUGAUUUAAAAGCAGACUGCUGGCUUUAUCAGAGCAUGGGCAGAAGUGCCCUAACACUGCAAACAAAAUGCUGCUUUUAGCUUCAGCUUUUUUUCUAACACUACUGCAGUGUUCUAAUGCCCAAAGUAAAACAAUUCCUACAGCUGCAGACUGUAAUACCAUUGAAACAGAUGCAGGCGUGGCCCUGGAUUUGGUCAACAGACAUCGCAGAGAUGGCUAUGUUUUUGGUUUAUUCCGUGUUGCUGAUGCACACGAACUACAUAUAGGAAAUUCAACAGUCCUCUACUUAACUUUGGAUGUACUAGAAACUGAAUGCUCUGUAUUAUCCAGAAGACAUUGGGAGUCUUGUGAAUAUGGUGACACCUAUUUCAUGGACUUUGGGCAAUGUAAGAUUAUCACAUAUAGAAGUCAGCUUCUCAAGAAACCUCAGCUAUAUGGAUUUAACUGUACAUUAAGUCCAGUUCCUCCUGAUUUAUUAGAGUGCAAAGAUUGUCUAGUGAAAGUUGAAGCAUUAGAAGUUACUGAGCAACAUAAAAAUAUUGCUACAAAGGCCCUGAAGAAAUUCAACAGUGAGAGUAACCACACAAACUACUUCGAUGUGGACAAAGUUGAAAAGAUUUUAAAGAUGACUGGCUCCCAUGAAGGUUACAUUUUGGGUUUUUCUAUAAAAGAAACCAACUGUUCCAAAUCCGCACAACAUGCAGAUCAGGCACUGGAAUGUGAUUUUCUGGAUGACUCUCAUGCUCAUGUAGGAUUCUGCAAGGCAAGAGUUCUAAAUGAUCCAGAUAAACCAGACGGAAGAGAUGUAAGCUGUGAAGUCUACCAACCCUGGCAUCACGACCAUGGGCACAGAUGCAAAUAUUCUGCGCUGGGAAAACAACACAGACAUCCCCAUCCCCAUCCCCAUCAUCAUUUUGGUCACAGACAUCAUCAUGGGCAUCGUCACAAACUUCAUCACAGACAUCAUCAGCGGCAUGGACAUCGAAACACUUCUCAAUUCAGACCAGAAAACCCUGGGCAUAACCAUAGUUUUAAUGAAGAACAUCAAGACAGCCAUGAAGGAACUGCUCCUUCUCCUUCCUCCCAUGGUGGACCACAUCACCACUUUCACCCUCCACAUCAUUGUCCUCCACCUCCUCCCCAUGACGGACCACAUCCUUCUCCCCAAGAACAACCACAACAUCCCCCUUCUGCUCCUCCUCCUCAUGAUGCACCACAUCCUACUCCUCCUUUCCAAGAGAAAUUCUAUAAUAUCCCUUCUCCUCCUAUGCCCCCUGAUGAAUCACAUAAUCCUCCUCUUGGUCCCCAUCAUGGACCACAUCAUCACCAUUGUCGUCCCCAUCAACAUAGACCAAAUCACCACCAUCAUCCUCUCCGUCACAGACCACACCACCCUCCUGCCCCGGGACACCCUCCUCAUCUCUAUCAUCACCAUUACAGACAUCACUGCAACAAGACAAGCAUGUCAGGAAAGUACUUUCCAUUCCAAAUAACAGGAGCUAUCUAUCACAUCCCAGUUCUAAAUCAGCAGGAUUCUCUCACACCUCCCACUGCAAACUUUCCUGAGAUAUCCCAAAGCAACUCUCAUUUCUCCAGCAAUGAUGAAGGUAUUCCCUUCACUGGCUCAAGUCUAAAGGAGAUGCUAGAAGCUGUGGAUUUUUCAGAUUCCCCUACACAAUCAAAGUCAUGCCCAGGAAAACCCAAACUUGUUCUUCCAAAAAUUUUGCCUUUAUUUCCACAUAGCUCCAUGGCACAAAAUUCUCCUACAUGACCUCAAAGAAAGAUGUUUCUGGUUUGAGGGCUGCAGUGACAGUGACAGUUGAACAAUAUAUGAAAACAGAACAUGGAGAAGGGGAAAAAGUAUACAAUUUCUAGGGAGGAAAAGCACUGAAAAUAAUGAUUAAGCCAAGUAUUCUAACCUGCACCUAACCUAGCUGUCUCAGACUCCAGUGUAACUGAAAAGGUCAAAAUUCUGAGUCACUCAAGUGUUGUGAAUGAGUAUGAAUCUUCUCACCAAACAAUGCUCCUUUAAUUCUAACAAAAGGAAAAAAAGCCUUAAUAGUGAAAACUACCAUCUAAACUCUUUCAUUUUCUCAUAAUUCAUAAUUCUCAUGUACUUCUCUGAGGAAAUCUGACCUUGAGGAAAUUUGAUUGCCUUCCAUAAAAAAUGAUCCAUGGCACUACAUUCAUGUUAUAUAGAGAAUCUAACAAAAUAAAAAUAAUAAUUUUUCUUGG